UUGCACCACUGUUUAUAGGUACUGCCACAAACACAGUUUCUAUCUUUUUCUGGUGGUUUUUUGCGUCUUCGCGCCUUUGCGUCUUUGCGUCUUCGCACCUUCGCACCUUCGCUCCUUUGCUUCUUCCUCUGCAAAAUGUGCAAAACGCCGAGGUCGGCGCUACAACCAUCUUGCCUGACCGGCGAGCGCUCGGAGAGCUCGGGGACGACCUAGAGCUCGCGGCAGGUGAUAGUACAAGAAUUAGUGCAAGAUUAGUAUAAUGAAGUUCACCGCGGCGCUCUUCGUGGCGCUCGUGAUGGCCGUGGCGUCGGCCACCAAGCCUCCGCUCCGGUCGCCUCGGUCGGAGGCGGGCCCCCCCCAGCAGCGUCGGCGCUCAGCCGGACAGGCCGCGCUGCCGCAGGUCGGCGGCCCGCCCAGCCCAGCCCCAGCGGCGGCCCUGCCACAGCUGCCCCAGCUGCUCCAGCUGCUCCAGCACCCCCAGCAGCCCCAGCAGCCCCAGCAGCCCCAGCUGCCCCAGCAGCUCCAGCUGCCCCAGCUGCCCCAGCAGCCCCAGCUGCCCCAGCUGCCCCAGCCAUGGUUCCUUGACAUGGACGUGGCACUGGGGCUGGAGCUGGUGGCGGAGGAGGAUGAGGAGCCGGCUCACUGGAGCCAGCCUGUGGGUGGCGACGGUGCACUGCACGGUGUCGUCCAGGCCGCUGCUGCAGCUCAUGACGCUGCCGCUGCCGCCCAUGCGGUGGCUGUCCUGGAAGCGGAUGAGGCCGCUGCGGCCGCCGAGGCCGCUGCUGCAGGCCCGGGCCCAUCUUCGGGCAAUUCGGCCGCUGCUGCUGCUGCCGCUGUCGCUGCCGCUGCCGCUGACGCUGCCGCUGCAGCCCAGGUUCAGACUGAGCAGGCUGCGCAGGCGCUGGCGGAGGCACAAGAGGCGCUGGCGAUUUGGGUUGAUCCUGCUGCACAUGGCCACCCGGGCUUGGAGCAGGACGCAGCCCAGCACGCAGCCCAGCCCGCCGCCACCGGCGCACCUGCCGCCGCUGCCGCUGCCACUACCGCGACCAUCCACUUCUCGGAUGGCACCUUGGCACCGGCAGGGCUGUCAACUAUAGUGCCAGGGGGGACGGUGGAGCAGCUGCCGAAUGUGAUGGCACAGCUCAAGCCCGCAUUUGACUCGCUGGCUGAACUGAGGUCAUGGUGCGAGCAACAGCCCUGGUACGGAAACCAGCCGCUGUUCCCCCGUGUCUUCGAUGCCGCGGCGGCAGCACAGGAUGUGAAUGGCCGCAUCGAUUUCUGCACUUGCGAUGCCCCGGGGAGCACUGGCUUGUACGGCGAGGCACAGCAGCCUGGCGUGCAGCCGCCACCACCACCACCACCACCACCACCACCACCACCACCACCACCACCACAGCAACAGCAGCCUGGCGUGCAGCCUGGCGUGCAGCCUGGCGUGCAGCCUGGCGUACAGCCCGGCACUCCCGGUGCCAUUGCCGGUGUAGUCGCUGUGGACAUUCCCCAACCCGACGGUCGCCGAACAGUCAUCCCACUGUUCGACAACACCCGCCGCCGGUACCUGGUUCUGGGGAGAGAGCCCCUACCAGGCUACAGGCGGGUGGGCGAGGUUCUGUGCUUCGACGCCCUGCCCCUGCUAAGGGCGAUCAUCCUGGGCGUUGACGGACCACAAGCCAUUGGCCAGACGGAGUCGGGGGCGGUCAUCCACUGCACCGUCGGUGUAUUACAUUGGACCACUGUGCGCUUCAUCUGCAACAGGGUCACCUGCUUGGUGAUCUUGCUCAUGGCGCUGGUGAUGGGGAGGUGGACAGCGCACCCCAACCACCCUUUCUUCGGCUGCCGCACGGGGCUGCAUGGCGGCCUGUCCUCAGCCGCGUCUGUUGGUGUGAAUUGCAUGGCCAAGGGCGGCAAGGACGAGAACGGCAAGUCCAUCGCCGCCAAGAACAUGGGUGCGAAGGCAAUGGCCAAGGGCGGCAAGGACGAGAACGGCAAGUCCAUCACCGCCAAGAACAUGGGUGCGAAGGCAAUGGCCAAGGGCGGCAAGGACGAGAACGGCAAGUCCAUCACCGCCAAGAACAUGGGUGUGAAUUGCAUGGCCAAGGGCGGCAAGGACGAGAACGGCAAGUCCAUCACCGCCAAGAACAUGGGUGCGAAGGCGCGUGGGGCACGGGGCCACAUUUCAUGGCAACCGCUAUUCCUACUCGUGGAUGCCUGGUUGGAGGAGAACUGCGGGCAAGGGCAAGGGCGCCGCCCUCCAGGGAUAUGGGAGAAGGUGCUGGCGCACCUGCGGCAACUGCCUGAUGGCGCCCACCUCCCGCCCUCCAUCACCGGCGCCAUUCUGAGGAAUCGCUACAACACCAACAAGUGCAACAAGGAGGAGAAGGAGAAGAAGGAGAAGAAGGAGAAGGAGGAGAAGGAGAAGAAGGAGAAGGAGGAGAAGGAGGAGGAGGAGAAGGAGGAGGAGGAGAAGGAGGAGAAGGAGGAGUGAUGGGUGAUGGUGAUGGUGAUGUGAUGAGAAGGCCCCAUUCUCAUGCCUGAGGACAAGCGAUAGCAAAACAGCACAAUAUUGUGGCUCAUCAGGUUGUCCGCUUCAUGGAAGCGACCUGCACCCAAGAGGGACAUCGUCGUGCCAAUUAUCGGAACUCACCUCCGCAUCCAUAGCGCCUCCACAUAACACAAAAGUCCAUCGAUAUCGCCAGCUGCUAGCAACUGUCGAAGUGGGCCCAUAUCGUAAACCGCGCGCGGUGGCGUCAGUUUCUGACUCUUUACGUGUACACCCCUCGCAUUCCCAGGUAACCUAGAUGAAAUAUUAGCAAUGUGUGAUUUGAGUUGUACUGUGGUGCAGUGCGUGGCUCCAUAAAUAAUCAGCAUCGUGCUCUAGCUCCCAUGCGGCACCCUAAGGCUGGACUGGGGGCCACCAGGUGGGACAACCUUCGGCAGCGUUCGCAAGCUCGCAAUGGGGACAUGCGCACGUAUCACGUGAAUCUAGCCAACCCCGCCGCAGCGCCGCUCCCUUUCCCAUCGACCUGCGUGUCGCCGGCGGGUGGCAUCUUGGGUGGCAUUCCUGUGCUUACAAGGUACUUGUCAGGUGGGCUCUUGCACCUUGCCUGGCUAGAAUCAAUGAUGUUCGUGACUGCGUGUGCGCUCCACUGGUAGUGCUAGUACUUCUUGAGCACCUAAUGGCACCUUGCCACGGUCCCAGCCUCCCAGCCUCCCGCUGACGGCCAUGUACCUCACGCAUGUACCUGCACGGCAGCAUCAUCCUUGUCGGCGAUGCAGUGGUCUCACAAUAGGUGUGAUUUCCUUGAACGUGGUGUAUGGAAGAAAGCUCCUUCGAGCCCACGGGGUGAAGUGCUGUCGCGUUGCAUUCGAAGUGCAUGCUGGUGCCAGGGAUGCCUCAGGGAUGCAGGCGUGCAAGGCAGGGAAGCUUGUAUAAUAUAAGUACUGCAUUUUAUGUAUUGAACAAUAAGCAUGGGCCGUUGAGCCUGAAGCGGCGCGGGGUCCUAGCGGGUUACCCGCCCGCCUCCGGGGGCCUGGGGGGCCGCUGCGCGCGGGGUGACCACGACUCAUACGGCACGCUUGACGUGUGACCUGCACCGACUGCACUUGCAUGCUCAACAGAUCAAACACCGUAAGACGCCAUAACA
Chlamydomonas reinhardtii is the source of this 3644-nucleotide messenger RNA. RefSeq lists its product as uncharacterized. Bases 260 to 2485 code for a protein of 741 amino acids. The record is from RefSeq and is a predicted model, not a curated record. Lineage: Eukaryota; Viridiplantae; Chlorophyta; Chlorophyceae; Chlamydomonadales; Chlamydomonadaceae. The transcript is spliced from 6 exons.